AUGGUCCAGAAACUCAGAAUCGCUGCGUCUGGCCUCGGCCGCAUGGGCAAGCGUCAUGCCAUCAACUUCUUGCACCGCACCCCCCGCGCGCAGCUCGUUGCAGCCUUCACACCGGAUGAGAACGAGCUUGUUUGGGCACGACAGGAGCUGGAGCCUCACGGAGUCACUCUCUACACUGACUACGAUGAGAUGCUCACUCACGAGGGCCUCCAAGCCGUCGUCAUUGCCACCGUUACCAAGGUGCAUGCCGACCAGGCUAUCAAGGCCAUCAACAAGGAUCUUCAUGUCCUAUGCGAGAAGCCCAUCUCUCUCGACCUGGCCAAAUCCAUGGAGGUCGUCACUGCUGCCCAGCACAAGCCUCAUCUCAAGGUCAUGUGCGGCUUCUCCCGCCGUUUCGACUCAUCAUACAGAGACGCCUUUGAGAAAAUCGAGACGGGCUUGAUCGGCAGACCUUCCGUUAUCAGAUCUCAAACAUGUGACAAGCAUGAUCCUAGUGGCUUCUUUGUCAAGUAUGCGGCCCUGAACGGCGGCUGUUUUGUCGACAUGAGUGUCCACGACAUUGACCUGUCACUAUGGUUCUUUGGCGAGGACUCCCAAGUCAAGUCGGUAUCAGCAUCCGGCAUCACAGCUGUUUCUCCCGAACUUAAGGAGCACGGCGAUUGCGAUAAUGCCGUCGGCAUUGUUGAGUUCUGGGGCGGCAAGAUCGCCUACUUCUACAACUCGCGUAUGAUGGCGCACGGACAAGAGGAUACCACAGAGCUCAUUGGCACCGGCGGCAAGCUCACAGUCAAUGGAAACCCCCAAGCCAACUUUGUCAACUACUAUGGGCCCCAGGGUAUUACAAGGGAGGUUCCCGCGCAUUACUACGGUCGCUUCGAGUAUGCCUUUUUGCCUCUCAAGUUGACCAACGCUGUCAAGGCUGUCCAGAUUGGGUCUUACCUGCAAGAGGCACUGGAGUCAGGCAAGAAGUUGUACUUCGACGAGAUUGGCCGGCGCCUUGAGAAGCAGGCGAAGUUGUAG
Messenger RNA from Colletotrichum scovillei, 1020 nucleotides. RefSeq names its product oxidoreductase. The transcript is spliced from 4 exons. Gene Ontology annotation, molecular function: nucleotide binding; oxidoreductase activity. The record is from RefSeq and is a predicted model, not a curated record. The coding region runs from base 1 to 1020 and encodes 339 amino acids. Gene Ontology annotation, biological process: NADPH regeneration. Gene Ontology annotation, cellular component: cytoplasm. NCBI's taxonomy places the organism in Eukaryota, Fungi, Ascomycota, Sordariomycetes, Glomerellales, Glomerellaceae.